AUGUCUCCCUCGGCGGGCGGCGCCGGUGACAACAGGAAUAGUCUCUUGUCGCUUCUGAAAUUCUCCCAAGCAGUCCCGCCAUCCGACUCUCCUACGUCUGAACACGCGCCUUCUCCACAGGGACAGAGAGGGCCAACUCCUCCCCGCCCUGCUGUCAAUUCGCCACCUCCGGUCUCGCAGCCGCCGUUGCCUCAUAAUAGAUCGAUUUCAGCUUCGGACCUCGUCGCGUCGCUGUUCAACAACGCGAGUAGAGAGAACAUAGCCUCGUCGGCGAGCUCGAGCCCUGUACAUCAACGCGCGCCUACCCAUCUAUUGCAGCAGCGCAGCGCGACGGCGGAAUCUGUUCCUCACAACAAGUCUCCAGUCAACCCACAGGACUUGGUUUUCCAGCUUCUAGGGCGCACGAAACCGGCGCAGGAAGAGUUGGGUCCUCCUCCGGCGACCCCAAGUCAAGAGGCAGCGUCAAACGCAGAGCAGAGUCGCGGGGAGCAGCCUUUGCUGAGGUCAUCCUCGAGCGUGUCUUCGAUGCCGCCGCCGCCGCCGAAUUACACUUCAGCAGGUCCAUCUCACGGCUUACCAUCUCUUCCCGCUGAAGGUCCUCCGCCUAGCCAUACUCCUAGCAAGGGUCUAUUCACCUACGUCAAUCCUUUCGAGCAACUCUCGGCUACCAGUCCACGGAAUAAGACUCCUAAGAGCGCAACGCCAGGUCCGCUGGCUACCAGGAAGAGCACGUUGGGAACCAGUGAGAUGAGAGCCGAAGAUUUCCCCUUGCCGGGAUCGACUUCAGUUUCCCCUCCUCCCCCUGCUCCGGUUGAGGCUGAGGCUGCCAUGGACGCUUCUACUCUGGACCAGGUGAAAGAGCGCGAGCAACAGCUGAUGGAGCAACUUGGUCAACACGCAGAAGAGUACGUUCCUUCGCAGCAGUCACCAGAGGAGACUCGUGUCGAAGACGGACCUCAGUCUGAGCCGUCCCAGCAAUACGAGGGUAGUGUCAAGGAUGCUGUAGUCGAGGUUGAGCAGCGAAAGAACGACUCUCCAUCCGUCCUUCCCGAGGUACAGAUGCAAGUGCAGGAGCACGUUGACGGAGAAGAGGAUGGAUACGAGUCUGCUCCGGAAACCCAAACCAUCGAAGUUUACAACUUCCCGAUGAAGCCCUUUUCAUCCAUCACUAUUAUCCCCACCGCCAUUAAGAGGCCCAAGUAUCCGUCAUCCAAGAUUUCCGAUGUUGCCAGGAUGGCUCGAACCUUCGAUCAACUUGACAGGAAUCUAAUCGCCGCUUCUCACCAAUAUAUCGCCUAUGCUCUCAGCAAGAGCAAUGGACGCGGUGGAAUCAGAAUCCUCAGGCAAUACGAUGGACUUGACAGGGUUCUCAUGAAGGAUAGCACCGACCGAACCUUCAAUGUUACGGUUGGAAAGAGUGAGAAAGUGCUGGGUACGGGUGUUUCGGGCGCCGUAGUCUGGGUCGACCUGCAGGCAGAUUUCGAUGGCGAUAAUUGGGACAGCAUGUUCGUGUUUCCACCGAGCGAAGAGCAAGGACAGAGCAAUGGCGUGCUGAAGUCACGUGCUCGAAAGACUUCGCGGCACCACGAUGCGUUUGCUAUCGGACGUGGCAAAACCAUCAGCAUCAUUCACGCUCCCACAGCCAGGGCGUAUGCCGAGGGUCGCAAGGGCAACGUUGUGGCGUCGAAGAAGUAUCUCGCAGAUCACACCCGCACCAUUGACACUGGGAAGGCCUCCAAAGAUUUCGCAUUCUCCGACGACGACUCGGUCAUCAUUUCCAUCGAUAAGGCCGGAAAAUUGAAGCUCUGGGACGUGUUGGAUCUGCUCAAUUUUACCGAGAGCGAUGCCUACGACAUUGCCCAAACUCCUGAACCUCCGAUGGUUCUGUCUACUCCCAAUCUUGUGUUCUCUGCAGUUGCCGCCGGUGAAUCUUACCGAGCAACUUCAGUUAUGUUUCUUGACAAGUUCCGACCGUACUUGAAGUGUUUGGCCCUGAGAUACGUCAUUGUCGGAAUGAAGCAGAACCACACUUUCCAGCUAUGGGAUCUUGCUUUGGGACGACCGGUACAGGAGAUCAACUUCCCUCAGGAGAGCGACACGGAUGCACUCUGCUCCGUUGCAUACCAUCCACUCUCGGGAAUCAUCGUUGUAGGCAACCCGACGAGAAACUCGAUCUAUUUCAUCCACCUCUCGGCACCGAAGUACAACCUUCCUCCUAUGUCGCAGGCUCAGUACAUCAGGGGUCUUGCUGACAAAUCGUCCGUAAUCCCGAAACCCGAUGCAACUGCGAUUCUUAGCGGGCUACGCGAAUAUUCAUUCGCUUCCAAGGGUCAACUGAUGAGCCUCGAUAUUCUGGACUGUGAAAGCGACCCACAGGAUGACAAUCCAGUUCUCUUCGAACUCUACGUCGCUCACAGCAAGGGAAUGACGACUCUGAGCGUUUACAAGGAAGAUCUGGGUUGGGACACAGACAGCAGGGUCAAGAACUCGGUCGACGCGAUUGCAAAAGGCGUCUGCGCCAUGACCAGCCUGCCACCGCCCCCUCUGCCUGAGCGAGACGACAAGAGCGAGAGCACCGAAGCUUCUGGCCAAGGCCUUAAGCCCAAGUCUAGCAGAACGAAGUCGCGAAGUGUCAGCCCAGCAGCAAGAGCUCCGGAAAAACUUGACGUAGAGGACAAAGCCGCUGCCGCCAGCAGCGCUGGAAAGAAGAAAAAGAAGGACAAGGCAAGCGCAAGCGCGUCCGCGGCAACCACGUCUGGUACUGACGAGCCUCAGGCGGAGAAGGCAGCGAGCGCUAAGGCUAAGGCACCCGGUGCUACUGCCCCCGCUCCUCAGAGCGUCGAACAGGAGCUUGGUGUUUCUUCCGGGUUCCUCGAUCGUGAGGUCAAGCGAAUCGAACAGACAGUCUCUGCCGAGUUCACGAGGGUGAUCAACAACGAAUUAGAACAGCUCUAUCGCCGAUUUGAUGACGACAAGAGGAUCCAGCAAGCUGCCGGCGACGCCAAGCAGGAUGCCAUCUUGCGUCUUCUGUCCAGCACUCUGACGGACAACGUCGACCAAGUCAUCUCUCGCAUUGUCAUGAAUAACAUCCAGACACAAGUUGUGCCGGCGAUUGCAGACGUCACUGCCACCUCGAUCAACCGCGUCUUGGGAGAGACUUUGACCAGAUCCUUGGCUGUCUCACUGCCGCAGGAGCUUCGCGCGAUUGUUCCGAAUGCUGUGAAUCAGUCCUUGGCUCAGCCCGACUUGCUGAACAGGGUUACCGAAAACCUUUCACGUCCCCUGACUCAAGUGGUUGAGCGCGAACUCACCCACUGCAUCCAUAACACAAUGGUUCCCGCCUUUCAGAAGUUGGCCAUCGAAACUGCCCAAAAGGCUGUUACUGAGGCCGAGAGGAAGCACAAUGAAACCAUUACCGCGCUGGAACAAAUGCACAGGAACGACUCCAGGAAGAUUGAUCAACUCAUGGCGACCGUUCAGCAAAUGGCCGAGACCAUGAACAACAUGGCCAAGAACCAGGCUGAAUUCCAAGAGCAGGUCCGGCAAGCCCAGGUGGAGUACUAUGAACACGGUGGGCAAGCCAUUGAGCCGGAGAAAUCUGCUGAGCAGCUCGAGGCUGAAGAAAUUGAGGAUCUUCUGAGGAGUGGGAAGUACGAGGAUGGAACCAUAAAGUGGUUGCAAUCUAAGGAACGUCAAGCCGAGCUUUUCGACGAGGUUAUGGUCCGCUACAGAUACGACUUCCUCCCUAACCUCAGCCAGCUGGUUCUGCUCUCUGUUUCUGCCGCGGUCAGCGUCAAAUUCGAGCACAAAGUGAUGGAGCGUUUGAGCUGGCUUGAAGGCGUUCUGGCAGUCCUCGAUCCCAUGGAUCCUGAGAUUCAUGAGAUUUGCAACAGAAUCAUGGUUGUCGUCGUUCAGAGACUGGAACAACUAUACAUGAGCACUGCUGAGACCUCUGAGCAUCAGAACCAGCAAAUCAGUCAUCCUAUUCUCAAGAAGAUUCCGGCAAUCGCCCGUCGCGCCCGGGAGCUCAGCGCAAUGGCUCAUCACCCGCGUUGA
Messenger RNA from Tricharina praecox, 4056 nucleotides. RefSeq lists its product as uncharacterized. Lineage: Eukaryota; Fungi; Ascomycota; Pezizomycetes; Pezizales; Pyronemataceae. Gene Ontology annotation, cellular component: P-body. Gene Ontology annotation, biological process: deadenylation-independent decapping of nuclear-transcribed mRNA. The record is from RefSeq and is a predicted model, not a curated record. Gene Ontology annotation, molecular function: protein binding. The transcript is spliced from 4 exons. Bases 1 to 4056 code for a protein of 1351 amino acids.